This is a messenger RNA of Physella acuta, 481 nucleotides long. Its product is annotated as calmodulin, striated muscle-like. Gene Ontology annotation, molecular function: calcium ion binding. Lineage: Eukaryota; Metazoa; Mollusca; Gastropoda; Physidae. The record is from RefSeq and is a predicted model, not a curated record.
GUUUUUUUUUUUACUGGGACGUGAGUUAGGAUAGGUAUAAAUAAAAGCGUGGUGAUGAUGUGAUUAUCAUUGUAUGUAAAGGAAACUUUGCUACUAAAGAAAUCUCACAAUGUCCAUGCUAUUCGCCCUCCUCCUGUGCCUCCCCGCCCUCAUCCUCGGACAGGACAUAGACGCCCUCGCUAUUGCGUCCUUCAAACGAGUAGACUCCAACGACGACAACCGCGUCUCAAAAUCAGAAAUAGAUAACUACUUUGAUAACUACGACCAAAACAACGACGGUCACGUGAGCAGACCCGAGUACUCCCACUACGUCGAUCAAAACUACCCAGACCAGACGACCAACACCGUCAUCCGUGGCUUGUUCAGUGCUCUAGACACCGACGGCAACAACAUCCUCAACAACGUCGACUACAACAAGAUCUUCGCUGAUGCUGACGCCAACAAUAAUGGCGAGAUUAACCAGGAGGAAUAUAUUAGGUAG